AUGGUUCCAUGGCAUGUUGUUUUUCUUUUCACAAUUUUACUGUUUAGUGAAAAUGCAGCUGCUACAUGCCUGCCGCUGAGAAUUUCUGCCCCGGGUUUGAACGUUAAUUUUUACGGUUACGACCUACGAACCCGUGCGGGAUGGAAUGACGACUACUUCACCGGCGGAUACAAAAACGGCGGACUAAAAAAAACAGUGGAAAAUGUAGUUGACAUCAAUUUUUCAUUUCCUUCCACUCGUUCUCGUGUUGUCGUGAAUGGCAACAUCUACGGAUAUCCUUUGACUAUUUCCAAUUUUUCGAUGGAGCUCACAGGUUAUUUUCGCGCCGACUACACAGGUACACACACAUUUACUAUUGUGGCCGAUGAUGGAGUCACCCUACAGUUUGGGAAUGGUGUAUAUUGUUGUGACGAUGUUAACGGUGCAUUAGGUAACACCAGUUUCGGUAUCAAUUCCUUGAGAGGUUAUGGUGGAAAUCCGCCAGCAAACCCCAGUACCUUCAGUGUUCAGUUGCAAGCUGGUCGCUACUAUCCCAUGAAAUUAAUCUUUUUCAAUUGGGAUGGUAUACUGCAACUUGAUGUCUCCUACGUUAAUCCUCUUGGUAAAAAAGUCCUGACGUUUGGUAACGUAUAUCAAGCUAGUUUUGAUAAUGAAGUAUGCUACGUCCAAACAAAGACUACAAUGUGGACGGGUUCUAUCACUCUGACGACUACUCAAUUUACCACCUAUACAUCAGAGGGUACUGUCUACUCCAACGAAAUUAUUAAUAUAGAAGUUCCAAUGCCUACGGAUACUACUACUGAACCUUGGACUGGAUCUGACACUACGACGUUCACGACUUUGACUGUUGUUACUGCCGGGAGUACUACGUUCACAGAGCACUUAGUUGUGAUUCAAACACCAAUGCCAACAGAGACUACUACUAAGCCUUGGACUGGAUCAGAUACUACGACGUUCACGACGUUGACUGUUGUUACUGCGGACAGUACCACUUUCACAGAGCAUUUGGUUGUGGUUCAGACUCCUACUAUUCCAAUCUCCACCACUACCGUUGCAUGGACUGGCAAUUAUACCACUACUGUAACUGGACCAGUAACUGUAACUUCUGGUUCAGUAGUGUACACCACUAGUGCAGUAACUGUCGAGGUUCCAAUGCCAACAGAGACCACUACUAUGCCUUGGACCGGAUCUGAUACUUCAACAUUCACGACUUUGACGGUUGUUACUUUAGACAGUACUACGUUCACAGAGCAUUUGGUUGUGGUUCAAACUCCUACUGCGGAACUUUCAACCACCACUGUUGCAUGGACUGGCAACUAUACGACUACGGUAACUGGACCGGUUACUGUCACAUCGGGAUCAAAUGUCUACACUACCAGCGCAGUAACUGUUGAAGUACCAAUGCCAACAGAGACCACUACUAAACCUUGGAGUGGAUCAGACACUACGACGUUCACGACGUUGACUGUUGUUACUGCGGACAGUACCACUUUCACAGAGCAUUUGAUUGUGGUUCAGACUCCUACUAUUCCAAUCUCCACCACUACCGUUGCAUGGACUGGCAACUAUACGACUACGGUAACUGGACCAGUUACUGUCACGUCGGGAUCAAUUAUCUACACUACCAGUGCAGUAACUGUUGAAGUACCAAUGCCAACAGAGACCACUACUAAGCCUUGGACUGGAUCAGAUACUUCAACGUUUACAACUUUGACGGUUGUUACUUUAGACAGUACUACGUUCACAGAGCAUUUGGUUGUGGUUCAAACUCCUACUGCGGAACUUUCAACCACCACUGUUGCAUGGACUGGCAAUUAUACCACUACUGUAACUGGACCAGUUACUGUCACGUCGGGAUCAAUUAUCUACACUACCAGUGCAGUAACUGUUGAAGUACCAAUGCCAACAGAGACCACUACUAAGCCUUGGACUGGAUCAGAUACUUCAACGUUUACAACUUUGACGGUUGUUACUUUAGACAGUACUACGUUCACAGAGCAUUUGGUUGUGGUUGAGACUCCGACUCCUGAAAUUUCUACUACGAUUGUCCCAUGGACUGGUGAUUACACCACAACUGUUUUCGAACUUGUGACGACGACUUCUGGUUCGUUAGUGUACAGUUUCAGUAUUGAAGCCAUCAAAGUUCCUGUCCCAGUUAUCACGACUUCGGUGCCAUGGAAUGGUUCGUUCACUACACUGUAUACAACAUUGACCACCGUGGAGAAUGACAGCACCACCAUUACUGAGUUUUGGGUCGUCGUUGAAACUCCGACUAUUGGACUUUCUACUACGACUGCCCCAUGGACUGGCAAUUAUACGACUACGGUAACUGGACCAGUUACUGUCACAUCGGGAUCAAAUGUCUACACUACCAGCGCAGUAACUGUUGAAGUACCAAUGCCAACAGAGACCACUACUAAACCUUGGACUGGAUCAGAUACUACGACGUUCACGACGUUGACUGUUGUUACUUUAGACAGUACCACUUUCACAGAGCAUUUGGUUGUGGUUCAAACUCCUACUGCGGAACUUUCAACCACCACUGUUGCAUGGACUGGCAAUUAUACGACUACGGUAACUGGACCAGUUACUGUCACAUCGGGAUCAAUUAUCUACACUACCAGUGCAGUAACUGUUGAAGUACCAAUGCCAACAGAGACCACUACUAUGCCUUGGACCGGAUCUGAUACUUCAACAUUCACGACUUUGACGGUUGUUACUUUAGACAGUACUACGUUCACAGAGCAUUUGGUUGUGGUUCAGACUCCUACUAUUCCAAUCUCCACCACUACCGUUGCAUGGACUGGCAACUAUACGACUACGGUAACUGGACCAGUUACUGUCACAUCGGGAUCAAUUGUCUACACUACCAGCGCAGUAACUGUUGAAGUACCAAUGCCAACAGAGACCACUACUAAACCUUGGAGUGGAUCAGAUACUACGACGUUCACGACGUUGACUGUUGUUACUUUAGACAGUACCACUUUCACAGAGCAUUUGGUUGUGGUUCAAACUCCUACUGCGGAACUUUCAACCACCACUGUUGCAUGGACUGGCAAUUAUACGACUACGGUAACUGGACCAGUUACUGUCACAUCGGGAUCAAUUGUCUACACUACCAGCGCAGUAACUGUUGAAGUACCAAUGCCAACAGAGACCACUACUAAACCUUGGAGUGGAUCAGACACUACGACGUUCACGACGUUGACUGUUGUUACUGCGGACAGUACCACUUUCACAGAGCAUUUGAUUGUGGUUCAGACUCCUACUAUUCCAAUCUCCACCACUACCGUUGCAUGGACUGGCAACUAUACGACUACGGUAACUGGACCAGUUACUGUCACAUCGGGAUCAAUUGUCUACACUACCAGCGCAGUAACUGUUGAAGUACCAAUGCCAACAGAGACCACUACUAAACCUUGGAGUGGAUCAGAUACUACGACGUUCACGACGUUGACUGUUGUUACUUUAGACAGUACCACUUUCACAGAGCAUUUGGUUGUGGUUCAAACUCCUACUGCGGAACUUUCAACCACCACUGUUGCAUGGACUGGCAAUUAUACGACUACGGUAACUGGACCAGUUACUGUCACAUCGGGAUCAAUUGUCUACACUACCAGCGCAGUAACUGUUGAAGUACCAAUGCCAACAGAGACCACUACUAUGCCUUGGACCGGAUCUGAUACUUCAACAUUCACGACUUUGACGGUUGUUACUUUAGACAGUACUACGUUCACAGAGCAUUUGGUUGUGGUUCAGACUCCUACUAUUCCAAUCUCCACCACUACCGUUGCAUGGACUGGCAACUAUACGACUACGGUAACUGGACCAGUUACUGUCACAUCGGGAUCAAUUGUCUACACUACCAGCGCAGUAACUGUUGAAGUACCAAUGCCAACAGAGACCACUACUAUGCCUUGGACCGGAUCUGAUACUUCAACAUUCACGACUUUGACGGUUGUUACUUUAGACAGUACUACGUUCACAGAGCAUUUGAUUGUGGUUCAGACUCCUACUAUUCCAAUCUCCACCACUACCGUUGCAUGGACUGGCAACUAUACGACUACGGUAACUGGACCAGUUACUGUCACAUCGGGAUCAAUUAUCUACACUACCAGUGCAGUAACUGUUGAAGUACCAAUGCCAACAGAGACCACUACUAUGCCUUGGACCGGAUCUGAUACUUCAACAUUCACGACUUUGACGGUUGUUACUUUAGACAGUACUACGUUCACAGAGCAUUUGGUUGUGGUUCAGACUCCUACUAUUCCAAUCUCCACCACUACCGUUGCAUGGACUGGCAACUAUACCACUACUGUUACUGGACCGGUUACUGUCACAUCGGGAUCAAAUGUCUACACUACCAGUGCAGUAACUGUUGAAGUACCAAUGCCAACAGAGACCACUACUAAGCCUUGGACCGGAUCUGAUACUUCAACAUUCACGACUUUGACGGUUGUUACUUUAGACAGUACUACGUUCACAGAGCAUUUGAUUGUGGUUCAGACUCCUACUAUUCCAAUCUCCACCACUACCGUUGCAUGGACUGGCAAUUAUACCACUACUGUAACUGGACCAGUAACUGUAACUUCUGGUUCAGUAGUGUACACCACUAGUGUUGUUACUGUUGAAGUUCCGAUGCCUACCAUCACGACUACCGUGCCAUGGUCUGGAACUUUUACUUCAACUUAUACCACAUUAACCACUGUGGAAAACGACAGUACUACUUACACCGAGCAUGUGGUAGUUAUUGAGACUCCUACAGCCGGACUUUCAACGACUACAGUUCCAUGGCCAGGUUCUUUUACCAACACGGUAACUGGACCAGUCACCGUGACGUCAGGAUCAGUAGUGUACACCACUAGUGUUGUUACUGUUGAAGUUCCAAUGUCUACCAUCACGACUACCGUGCCAUGGUCUGGAACUUUUACUUCAACUUAUACCACAUUAACCACUGUGGAAAACGACAGUACUACUUACACCGAGCAUGUGGUAGUUAUUGAGACUCCUACAGCCGGACUUUCAACAACUACAGUUCCAUGGACAGGUACAUUCACCACGACUAUCACUGGGCCUGUAACUGUGACGACUGGCUCACUGGCAUAUAUUACCAAUGCUGUUACUGUUCAAGUUCCUGAAUCCAGGUACACGACAACAAUUCCAUGGACUGGAAGCUUCACUAAAACAUACACUACUAUGACGACUGUCACAUAUGACAGUACGACUGUGACAGGGCCAUUGAUUGUGAUUGAAACGCCAAUGUUCACAAAGUAUACCAACAGCACUUCGUCAGGAAUUGUAUCUCUGAGUGCGAGUGAACAGUCUAGCGCUUUGAGCACAUCCUUCGUUGAGUCACAUUCUGGUUCCUCCUCAAGAACAUGCAUUCAUAGCCAGUGCUCAGGCCCAUCUCCGAAUUCUUCUAUUAGUUUCAGUCCUUCCGAAGUUGAGUCAACUGUUUCUUCCACCAUAUCUGGCGUUAUAACUGAACGUACAGAUAACACUACAGCUGAUAGUACAGUUAGCACUUCAGUCGACUCUAAUGCCUGCACUUCAACGUAUACUACAACUGAAACUACAUCUGACAUUACAUCUGCCACUACAGGUGACAGUGACGUUGGCAUUACAACUGAAACUAUAUCUGACAUUACAUCUGCCACUACAGGUGACAGUGACGUUGGCAUUACAACUCAAACUACCGUUGGCACUACCACGGGUGCGGCAAUUUCCACUUACAGUACAUUGAGAUAUACUACAAUCAAUUACAUCUCAUCUGCUCAGAAACAAAAUGAAUCUGAUUCUAGUUCUGAUUCUGGAUCGGGCUCAGAUUCUGAUUCUAGCUCAGGCUCAGGUUCUGGAUCAGGCUCAGGCUCAGGUUCAGGCUCAGGUUCUGGAUCAGGCUCAGGUUCUGGAUCAGGUUCAGGUUCUGGUACAUCCAGCCUGCUCGACUCUUCUACUGUACACUCUUUGUUUGAGGGCUCGGGAGCUAAACACUCGAUGCCCUUCGCAAUGCUUCUAUUCGCAUGGAUACACUUAAUUUGA
Messenger RNA from Sungouiella intermedia, 6039 nucleotides. Lineage: Eukaryota; Fungi; Ascomycota; Pichiomycetes; Serinales; Metschnikowiaceae. The record is from the annotation of a GenBank genome assembly.